Messenger RNA from Penicillium atrosanguineum, 399 nucleotides. Its product is annotated as VOC family protein. The record is from RefSeq and is a predicted model, not a curated record. Lineage: Eukaryota; Fungi; Ascomycota; Eurotiomycetes; Eurotiales; Aspergillaceae. The transcript has 3 exons. The coding region runs from base 1 to 399 and encodes 132 amino acids.
AUGGGAGGGUCUGGCAAAAUUAAUCAUUUGAUUAUUACGGCUCCGGUUGCUCGGUUCGAGGAAGUCGUCCAGUGGUACACCAAGACAUUGUCUCCGUUGGGGUACAUUGAAAUUCAUCGCUUUCCCGGGGUAGUUGGGCUUGGCCCCGAUGGCCAUGCUGACUUCUGGAUCUCUGCGAAGGAGACUUGGACCAAGAGCCCCAUUCACAUCGGGUUUACUGCUUCUGAUCAUGCGACAGUUGAUGCAUUUCACAAGGCAGGUGUUGAUGCAGGGGGUGAAUGCCAUGGACCUCCGGGCCUGCGACCUCACUAUCAUGCAAACUACUACGGGGCCUUUUUACUUGAUCCCCUCGGAAACAAUAUUGAAGCUGUCGAUCAAGGUGUUGCAAGUGAACAGUAG